AUGUGUUCCUUUAAAAUUUUAAUUGCUCUUGUUGUGAUUUCUGCUGCCGUUAUGGCUGCUCCAAAUGGAAAUGGAUAUCAACAACAAGGAGGUAUGCAAAGAGAUCAAGGAGGAUAUGGAGAUCAAAAUGGAGGAUUCGGAGGAAAUCAAGUUAGUAUGAGAGGAGGACAAGGUGGUAGUCAGGGAGGAUUUGGUGGAAAUCAGGGAGGAUUUGGUGGACAAGGAGGUCAUGGAGGUCACGGAGGACAAGGACUUCCAAUGCCUCCAUUCCUCCAGAAUGUCACUGAACAAGCUCGUAGAGAAUUCAUGGCAAUCGUCACCAAUUCUACUCUUACUAUCGCUGAAAUCGAAGAACAAUCUUCCACGUGGGCACAGACAAACGGUGUUUCUGAGCAAUACGAAGCAUUCUCUGCCAACGUGACUGCUAAACUCGAAGAAAUGAAGCAAAAUGUGACCAGUGUCCUCACAAAUCUUUCUUCAGUCCUCAACUCAUUGGAGACUAUUCUUGAGAACGAGGAUCAAACUCUUGCUGCUCAAAGACAAGCAAUUGAAGAGCUCAGACAAGAAUCUCCAUCUGAAGUCGAUGCUCUGUUCUUCAUUGCUCAAGAAGUUGCAAGACCUCAAGUACCAGGAGGACGAAAUGGAACUCGUGGGGGAAAUAACGGAGGAUUCACCGGAAGAUCAACUUUCUCUACUUCUUCUACCACUACUCCUUCCGGAUAA
This is a messenger RNA of Caenorhabditis remanei, 723 nucleotides long. RefSeq lists its product as uncharacterized. The coding region runs from base 1 to 723 and encodes 240 amino acids. NCBI's taxonomy places the organism in Eukaryota, Metazoa, Nematoda, Chromadorea, Rhabditida, Rhabditidae. The transcript is spliced from 3 exons. The record is from RefSeq and is a predicted model, not a curated record.